AUGGCACCACCUACAGCACUCCAGCUCGCCAUGGCGAGUAUGUUCACCGAGUCUUUCUUCUUCGGUAUAUAUACAGUGCUCGAGGUGGUGGUGGUCUAUAUUUUGUUUGCUCGGCGCCGAGGCGCGCAGAAGUCGCUCGUCGCGCUUCUCUACCUCUCUUUGUUCAUGUAUGCUCUGGUGACCACGCACAUGGUUCUUGAAGUAGUGCAGAGUAUGCAGACAGUGGUUUCCUUGCAAAACGUGCAGACACGGACAAUCGUCGGCUCUCUGUUGUCCGCCAGUGGAGACUGUAUUCUGAUAUGGAGGGCUUGGGUUGUGUGGUCGUACAACUACUGGGUCAUCGUCAUACCAGUGAUUGCGGUUCUGCUUGAAACAGCUUUCAACUUCAUUUCCUCCGCAGCAGUGUCAACAUCAAACUCGUUUACUGUGUUCGCAUUACCGUCCUCGAUCCUCACCAUGGUCAACAACAUCAUAUGUACAGCUUUGAUUGCAGGAAGAAUCGGGUACAUGCAGUGGACGACGCGCAAGGUGUUGGGCAAGAACAGUGGGACCAUCAGCGCGCGCAGCUACACGGGCAUCAUGCUGCUUUUCAUCGAGAGCGGUUUCAUUUUCACGGCCGUUCAGAUCAUCACCGUCAUCCUCGACCAGAUUGCGAACCCGGGCAUCCAUGUGGUGAUAAACCUGUACACGCCAUUGAUGGGCCUUCUUCCAACCUUGAUCAUCGUCCUCGUCCACUUUGAGAAGGUUCCUGGGAGCCAUUCAACAAGGCAACACGAGUCGCAGCAAGCGAGCGGACGGACGUAUGUGGGCAGCCAGCUCCGGUUCGCCCAAUCCGGGAACACUGGUGCCACAAGCAUCACCGCCUCGCGGGGCCCGAUAUUCGCCUCAGGCCCGCUCGACUCCAUGCAAGAGUACGGAGGCACGUUGGAACUGGACCUGGUCAAGACAGAUAGCGACCUGACCAAGGCGAAUCAAUUGGGGGCGUACGGUUCGGUGUAA
Molecule: messenger RNA, 999 nt
Organism: Punctularia strigosozonata HHB-11173 SS5
Lineage: Eukaryota; Fungi; Basidiomycota; Agaricomycetes; Corticiales; Punctulariaceae
Exons: 8
Coding region: 1-999 (332 amino acids)
Source: RefSeq, a predicted model, not a curated record